This is a messenger RNA of Funneliformis mosseae, 171 nucleotides long. NCBI's taxonomy places the organism in Eukaryota, Fungi, Glomeromycota, Glomeromycetes, Glomerales, Glomeraceae. The record is from the annotation of a GenBank genome assembly.
AUGCUUGAAAGGGCUAUUGAAGAAGUUUAUUCUGAAUCUCUAAUUACCAUCGGUUCAGUUCGAUCUUGUUUAGAUGGUCGAGCUAUGUGUUCUGAUCCUGUAAUCGCUGGAUUACGUCUACCUCCCAAAGAUACAUUUGUGAAAAGCUUAAAUGUGUUAGAUUUAAUUUGA